Argiope bruennichi is the source of this 2985-nucleotide messenger RNA. RefSeq names its product transcription elongation regulator 1-like. NCBI's taxonomy places the organism in Eukaryota, Metazoa, Arthropoda, Arachnida, Araneae, Araneidae. The record is from RefSeq and is a predicted model, not a curated record. Gene Ontology annotation, molecular function: RNA polymerase binding; transcription coregulator activity. Gene Ontology annotation, cellular component: nucleus. The coding region runs from base 148 to 2985 and encodes 945 amino acids. The transcript has 2 exons.
CUGGAAGAUAUAGUGGAAAAUACCAGGUCCUUUCAUUUCUUUUUAAAGAAUUUCUGCCAUAUUUUCUUCAAAGCACAUUAAAAGCUUUGGACUUAGAAUUAUUCAAAUCUGUUGAUAUUUGUGUCUGCUUAAAAACGACGAAAAUUUAUGUACAGACACGAACGCCCGGGUGUGUUCCGACACAGACAUUCUUUAUAUUCAGAGAAGCCAUCCGAAUCUCCUACUUAUCCUCCAUCGUUUUCUCUUAGACGCCCAUCUUUCUUUCCAAGAAGAAGGAUUUUAAUUCCUUCUAGAUUCCCAAAUCAAGGAACAAGACCUUUUGUUCGACAUCCAAACUCAUUGAUAGAUUACCGAUCAAUGGGAAGACACCUAAUGAGAUCUCGCUAUCCUGUGUCUCAAAGUUGCAACAAUUUAAAGUCAGAAAGUAUGGAAUCCUUUGAGAUACCAUUCACCCAACCAAAUAAUUUAGAAAACAUUAAUAUGGAUUCAAUUUCACUUACUCCUUCUGUUCCACAGAAAGAAAAUUUCGAUACACAUAAUGUUGAGUUUUUUGAAAAAGAUAUGCAAUACAGUGAUGACUUAUGGAUAGAAACAACGGCACCAAAUGGCAGGGUAUAUUUCUAUAAUGCAAGUUCACGAGUGAGUCGAUGGGAUAAACCAGAAAAUGUUAAAAUAAUGACUCUUGAUCACAUAAGACUUUUAGCAAACGCACCGCAUAUCAAUCCAAUUCAAAAUACAAAUAUGGAAUCAAUAUAUGCACCUCUAAACCAACAACCUCAUUUGAGAUUUCUUCCUCCACCUCAAGCUGCCACUGGGGCGCCAUCCUCAAUGUUUAUGUUUCCUCCACCAAAUCUAAACACUCCUCCACCAUUUCAGGCAAGAACGACUCCUAUUCCUGACAUGCUGGAUGUCCCCCUUUUUCCUGUAUAUAACCCUGAUGUAUAUACAGAUGUAUGUAUGAAAGAAGUGGCUAAUUUCAGCACAGAUAAACAUUUAUCUUUUAGUUCCCAUGAAGCUGUGGCUAUGAAUCAACCUUAUUUUGACGACAUACUUCAAAAUAUUCAGAUUUCCAAUGAAACAGACAACUUAUCUGAAGAAAGAGAGGUAACUGCAGUCGAAUUUCAUGAAAAUGAUUCUGAUGACAUCAAAAUCCAUCAAUCUCAAGAAGAACAGGUAUCUUUGAAUGAAGCUAAUGAAUCUGUUCCUGAAGAAAUGGAUGAAAGUAAUAUCAGAAAUUCUCCAAUUAAGGAUUCGUUACCUAGUCUUACAGAUGAGACUCAAAAUUUGUCUUCAAGUGCAGUUGGUGACCAAAAUUCUGGCAAAGACGAUAUAUAUGAAACCAUAAUCAAGCCAAUAGAUAAGUCUCGACCCGUAUCAAGUACACCAGUUCCUGGAAGUAAAUGGUGUGUAGUAUGGACUGGAAAUGACAAAGUGUUUUUUUACGAUGCAGAUCGUAAAAUCUCAGUUUGGGAAAUGCCUAAUGAACUGAAAAAUAGAACGGAUGUACAGAAGUUAGUAGAAUCGCCUCCUUCAGCCAUGGAAAAGAAGCAGUCUAACAUUGUUUCUUUGUCAAAGAAAAUUAAAAUUGAGGAAGAAGAUAAAACAGCAUUAGAAGACGAGAGUCAAACUAUGGAAUAUGAGAGUACCAAAGCACUUAUUGCUGAAGCUGUUAAAAAAAGAGAAGAACUGCCACAUGAGACUCGAGUUCAAAUGUUUUUGCAAAUGCUUUCUGAGAAGAAUGUAUCUGCAUUUUCAACAUUGGAGAAAGAAAUCCAUAAAGUUGUUAAUGAUUCGAGAUAUUUGCUUCUUCCGUAUAAAGAGCGCAAACAAAAAUUUCAGUCUUAUCUUCGUGAGAAAUCAGAAGAAGAAAGAAAUGCUAAAAAGAAACAAGCCCUCAAGAUUAAGGAGGAAUAUGAAAAUUUUCUUCAAGAGGCCGGUGUUACUAAAAGUACUCGAUUUGUUGAUUUUGCGCACCUACAUUUUAAAGAUCCACGUUUCAAAGCACUAGAAAAAAUGAAAGACCGAGAAGCUCUGUUUUAUGAAUACGUUAAUAGUUUGCGUAAAAAAUGUCAUGAUUCAGAUGAGAAACAAAAAACAGAAUUCAUAGAGCUUUUAAAAGAACAAAAUUAUAUUAAUGCAAACAGUAACUGGUCAGAUGUAAAGAAACGCCUGUGUUUUGAUAAUCGUUAUUCUUCUUUAAGUAGUAAAUAUGAAAAAGAAAAGCUGUUCAACGAAUAUAUUAAAAAAAAUUAUCUCCCUGAAUUGCAUUUGGAAAACGAAAAAGAAGAUAAAAUUACCGCUAGUAUCAAAACUCGGGAACAAGAAGUGGAGCGUGAGUUGUCUUUUCAUCUCAAAGAACUUAAUAAAGAACGAGAAAACCAUAAAUACGAUGCUAUUGUUAGCAGUUUCAAAGCCUUACUUGCCGAUUUAGUGAAAAAACCAGAAAUAUCGUGGCGAGAAGCUAAGAAAAUUCUAAGAGCCGACCAUAGAUGGGCAGAUGUACGUGAUUUACGAGAUGAGAGGCGCAUGCAUUAUUUUGAUGAACAUAUUAAUUAUCUAACCAAAAAGAAAAGAGAACAGUUUCGCCAAAUUUUAACAGAAAUGCCAGAGAUCACUUUGACUUCUUCUUGGAAAGAUGUAAAGAAGAACGUUUUAAACGAUCCCAGAUCUAAAUUGUUUUCCAGUGACAGCAAAAAAUGUGAGAGGGAAUUUAAAGAGUACAUUUCAGAUAAACUGAAGGAGGCGAAAAAUGAUUUCAAGGAACUUCUGAAAGAAACUAAAAUCAUAACACAUGAUUCAAAAAAUCUCAUGAAAGCAUCAAAUCAUCUCGAAAACAUUGAAAAGGCUCUAGAGCAAGACCAGCGUUAUUUAAUUUUAAAAUGUGUAGAAAAAGAACGAAAAGAAAUACUUUUGUCUUAUAUUGAUAAGCUGCACCACAAAGGUCCGCCACCACCUCCUACAGCAACAGACUAUGUAAAGCGUUAA